GGGUCGUUUCGUUUACGUAGACCUGACGUCGUGGCCACAUAUUGCUGUUAUUGUUGCGGAUUCGGCCUGGUUCUUUCUAAUUGAAAAAGUUGACCAGGAGUAUUCUGUCCGGCGAAACCUCUUUUGAUUUUGCAGCAAGAUGUCUGAACGAAAAGUGUUAAAUAAAUAUUACCCACCGGACUUCGAUCCAUCGAAGAUUCCUCGCAUGAAGCUUGCCAAAAAUCGGCAAUAUACAGUUCGCUUAAUGGCACCGUUUAAUAUGAGGUGCAAGACUUGCGGGGAAUAUAUUUACAAAGGAAAGAAAUUCAAUGCCCGAAAGGAAGACGUAGAAAAUGAAACUUAUCUAGGAAUACGUAUCUACCGUUUUUACAUCAAAUGCACACGUUGUCUGCAGGAAAUUUCAUUUAAAACUGAUCCACAGAACACUGACUAUGAAAUUGAGGCGGGCGCAACAAGAAAUUUUAUGGCGUUAAAAUUGGCAGAGGAACAAGCACGCAAAGAGAUAGAGGAAGAACGCGAAGAAGAAGCAAACAAUCCAAUGAAGUUACUGGAAAACCGUACACAACAAUCGCGUAACGAAAUCGAAAUGCUUGAGUCGUUGGAAGAGCUGCGCGAUUUGAAUCGCCGCCAACACAAUGUCGAUUAUGAGUCAAUGUUACAACAGUACAACAGCGCGGAAUCUGAGCAGGAGCGAUUAAAGCGCGAAGAAAAGGAAGAUGAGGAGUUUGUAAAAUCUAUAAACUUCAAAGCGAACAAAACAGCAGGAAAAAUUGUUGCUGAAGAAAUAAUAGAAGAAAUUAAUGAUGAAGCAUCUUUAUCUUCUGAAGCAAAGAAAGCAAAACUUAAUACGGCUAUUUUAGCGCCUCAAGCGCAUAGCUCCAAAACUAAAGCUGUCACAAUAAAAACUUCAACACUCGUAAAACGGAAAACUCCACUCGUUGUACCGAAAUUGAAUCCACCCACAGCAACAGUUUCUUCAGCGGGCUUGGGCGCGUCUACAAGUAAAACAGAAAGCCUAAAACCGACGGAAAAUAAAAACGGAGGCCUUUCAUUGCUUUCAAGUUAUGCCAGCACCUCCGAAGAAUCAGAGUGAGAGAUAUACAGCCUUAAAAUAGGGAAUAUUGCGUUAUACAAGUAUUUACGUAACUAAACGUGAUAUGUGAAAGUGGAUCACAGGAUUCUGGUGUAAAUAAUGUAAAGAAUGGUAAUUCCAAAUAUAAUAUGAAAGCGUUUUGAAAUAAUCUGA
This is a messenger RNA of Rhagoletis pomonella (apple maggot), 1246 nucleotides long. RefSeq names its product splicing factor YJU2. Lineage: Eukaryota; Metazoa; Arthropoda; Insecta; Diptera; Tephritidae. The coding region runs from base 140 to 1093 and encodes 317 amino acids. The record is from RefSeq and is a predicted model, not a curated record. Gene Ontology annotation, biological process: mRNA splicing, via spliceosome. Gene Ontology annotation, cellular component: U2-type catalytic step 1 spliceosome. The transcript is spliced from 4 exons.